This is a messenger RNA of Myotis lucifugus (little brown bat), 2303 nucleotides long. It is a transcript of the gene IFT38, whose product is annotated as clusterin associated protein 1. Lineage: Eukaryota; Metazoa; Chordata; Mammalia; Chiroptera; Vespertilionidae. Gene Ontology annotation, biological process: cilium assembly. The transcript is spliced from 13 exons. The record is from RefSeq and is a predicted model, not a curated record. Gene Ontology annotation, cellular component: cilium; intraciliary transport particle B; centrosome. Bases 146 to 1432 code for a protein of 428 amino acids.
AUCUGAAGUUCGGGGUUAUGGCCUUUAAAGCUGCGGUCUGUGUUCGGGGGCUUCGGACGCGGCCACAGCUAGCAGUUUACACAUGCCAGAGAGAAGUGUGCUGGGCAAGGGAUACCCAGCUUCGUGACAGUAUCAUUUUACAGAGAUGAUGAGAGCCUUGGGAUACCCUCGACAUAUUUCUAUGGAAAAUUUCCGCACACCAAAUUUUGGACUUGUAUCUGAAGUUCUUCUCUGGCUUGUGAAAAGGUAUGAACCUCAGACUGACAUACUUUCUGAUGUUGAGACGGAACAAGACCGAGUUUUCUUUAUUAAGGCAGUUGCCCAGUUCAUGGCCACAAAAGCACAUAUAAAACUCAAUACUAAGAAGCUUUAUCAAGCAGACGGGUAUGCAGUGAAAGAACUAUUGAAGAUCACCUCUGUCCUUUAUAAUGCUAUGAAGACCAAAGGGAUGGAGAACUCUAAAAUAGGAGAGGACGAUAUCAGCAAAUUCAAGUUUGAUCUUGGCUCAAAGAUUGCAGAUUUGAAAGCUGCCAGGCAGCUUGCUUCUGAAAUCACCUACAAAGGAGCAUCCCUGUAUGACUUGCUGGGCAAGGAGGUAGAGUUGAGGGAACUGAGAACAGAAGCAAUUGCUAGACCUCUGGAAAUAAACGAGACUGAAAAAGUGAUGAGAAUUGCAAUAAAAGAUAUUUUGGCUCAGGUUCAGAAGACGAAAGACCUGCUCAAUAACGUGGCCUCUGACGAAGCUAAUUUAGAAGCCAAAAUUGAAAAGAGGAAAUUAGAACUGGAAAGAAACCGGAAGCGACUCCAGACUCUGCAGAGUGUCAGGCCAGCCUUUAUGGAUGAAUAUGAGAAGAUUGAGGAAGAAUUGCAAAAGCAGUAUGACAUUUAUCUGGAGAAAUUUCGAAAUCUAGCUUAUCUGGAACAGCAACUCGAGGAUCAUCAUAGGAUGGAGCAAGAGAGGUUUGAGGAAGCCGAAAAUACUCUCCGUCUGAUGCAGAACAAGCUGAAGGAAGAAGAAAAGCGACUACUCAAGAGUGGAAGUCAGCCAGGAGAGCCCGAAGCUGCCCUAAGUGAUAAGACCGCAUGGAAUUUAUCCCCUCCUGGGAGGCCUGGCACAGGUAAUGAUGACUCGGACAUCGACAUCCAGGAGGAUGAUGAAUCUGACAGUGAACUGGAAGAGAGACGGCUGUCCAAGCCACGGACAGCCAUGGAGGUGCUCAUGCAAGGAAGACCUAGCAAACACAUCGUGGGCACAAUGCAAGGUGGAGACUCCGAUGAUGAUGAAGACUCGGAGGACAGUGAAAUUGACAUGGAAGAUGAUGAAGAAGACGACGACGACUUGGAAGACGAGAGCAUUGCUCUCUCUCCAGCUAAAUCUAGUCGAAGGGUCCGGAAACCUGAGCCCCUGGAAGAGAGUGACAAUGACUUCUGACUUUCUUGCCAAGGGACCCAUGCAGAUUAAAACCCUCAGAUUUGUAGGUAAAUGGGAAUUUAGAAGGUUAGAAAGGAAGCAUAUUUUGUUUACUAAGUCAGUUGGACUUACUGUUACUGAAGUAUUACCUGUUUUUUGCUUUAGCCUCCUAUGUGUUACUCCAUGAAGCUUAAACAAGAACCAGAGCAAACUCCAAAGAUGAUUUUUUUUUUGCCUUAUCUCCCAAAAGUGGGAAAUAUGUGUGUGCUUAGUGAUUCACAUCCACAGGACAAAAACUUGAGGAGAAAUAAGUUUCUAUGUAAGUUUGAUUAUUGUUGUUGUCACAUAUGUCCUCUAAGAGUCAGUGGGACAAACCUGAGGCUGGCACUGCACACAAGGACUCAUUUUAGGAAUUAGUGCCAGACUAUUAGUCACUUGUACAAUUUAGAGGCUUUUAAUUCUAGCUUUUAUUUCAUUUUAUAGUCUUUUUUCCUGCAUGUUCACAAUACCAAGCUUUAAAUGCAUUUUACUAAAAUUUUCUGAAUGAAAGUUAGCUAAGUUAGAUGAAAAUCAACUUUCUUUGAAAAUCAGGCAACAGAAGAUCCUCCAGAUUAUAAAUUCUCCAUUUUUUUUCUCAGAAGGCCAGCAUUCCUUCUUAGGAAAGUUGACUUAAAAAAUAAACCAGAAUUGAAAUAGGUAGAGUAACACUAGAAUUUUCCUAUUAUGAAAAGACAAGUGAAAGAUAGGUGGCAUUUUUUGUUUUGUUUUUUGGGAAGCACAGAACAGUUUUUAUUGUUUUUCAGUUAUAAAGUCAUAAGACUUCUGAAGUUACUUCUCUUAAUAAAUGUUUUUAAUACCAUAUUUUUAUAUUAUUAAAUAAAUUUUACUUGAA